GCCGCGACUUCCAGCCGCACCAAGUCGGAGCGGGUUUGAAAUGUCGGGAGUCCCAAGUGAAUGAAAGGGGGUGUGUUUGUGUAUCUCUUGCGAAAGUAGGCGGGAAUGAGUGUAUAAAUAUUGAAUACUAAUAUUGGUCAUUUAGUGGUUGAGCAGCGUUGGUUUAAUGAGGCAUUAGUGUUUGGGUGGUUUGCAGCCCGAAGUUGCUCUGAGCUUUCUCCACUUUACCUGAUGGAGCUGGGCAGGAUUCAUUUGACAUCCCGGUGGUACCUGUCAUUGUCUGGUCUGAAUGCGGUCCGUAGAAUCGAGGAGCUCUGAAACCACUUUGAGGAGGCGAGAGGACAGACCAUGGCUUUUGAGGAGAUCAUCAGUAAAGGAGGAAUGGACGUGGGCAUGGAGGGGGAUCGGGGCCUGGUGGCUGGCCGCAGCCAGCGGGAGAAGAGGAGGUCCUACAAAGACCUCCUGAGGGAGGAGGAGGAGAUGGCAGCGCAGGUCCGAAAGACCUCCAAGAAACGACCAAAGGUUCCUCAUCCCACCCCUCCAUCUCGCAGGGACUCGGAGCUGUUCCUGCUGGGAGGAGACGGCCACAAGAAGAAGAAGAAGCAAGGUGACGACUUCUAUUACCGAGACCACGACGGCACCGGCCAGCCCGCACACAAGAAGAAGCGCAAGUCGUCGGACCGCUCGCCGCAACUCUCCUCGCUGCCCCCCCCCUCCUCCCUCUCCUCCUCCUCCUCCAACGCCACCGACACGGCCAUGGGCCUCCUGCAGGCCAUCACCUCCCCCCUGGCCACGGGCACGGCGCCCAGCCCCCACAUGAACAAGAAGCCCUCCUACCCCUCCCUCUCCUCCAAGGACCGCAAGCACGGCUCCACCAGCGGGGGCGGGAACAGCAAAGGAGGCCACUCCUCCCACUCGCGGCCCGCCUCCUCCUCCUCGUCCUCCUCCAAGAAGCACUCCUCCUCCUCCUCCAAGUCGUCCCUGUUCCACGGCGGCAGUGGGAAGGAGGAGCCGCUGGCGCUGCGCGAGGCGGACGGCCUGAAGAUGAAGCUCCUGGUGUCCCCGGAGCGCGACGGCUUCCCGGCCCCGGGGCCGCCCCCGCCACCGCACGGCGCCAAGGGCCCCAGCCGCAAGGAGAAGGAGCGCGGGGAGCGUGGCGGGGCCCCCGGGAAGACAAAGAAGAAGGCGUCGGCGCGGGAGCCGCUGCCCAUCGUGGGGAAGGAGGUGGAGGUGGAGGGUCACUACGGUGGGGGUAUGGGCGACGACAGCUCGUCGUCGGGGGGCGAGUUGGAGGCCGGGGAGUUGGUCAUCGACGACUCAUACACACACCUCUCCAAGAAGAAGAGCAAGAAGAGCAAGAAGUCCAAGAAGAGGAAGGACAAGGACAAGGAGCGCGACAAGGAAAAGAGCGGCAAGGAGCGCAAGCACAGCAAGACGUCGGCGUCGGACGUGUCCAGGGGCCACGGCCACGGGCACCCCACGGUGAGCCACAGCGCGGUGGGGCCCAUGUAUGCCAUGAACGCCCCCCUGCCCCCCCAUCCGCACCACCCCCACCAUCAGCCCCCCGGGGAGGCCCCCCCGGAGAAGAAGAAGAAGAAGGAGGAGAAGGAGAAGCACGGCAAGGAGAAGGACAAGGUACCAAAGAAGAAGAACACGACAGCCUAUCAGGUGUUCUGUAAGGAGUACCGCGUCAACAUCAACGCGGAGCAGCCCGGCCUUGUGUUCGGGGAGCUCAGCAAGAGGCUAGCAGAGGUGUGGAAGGCCAUGCCUGAGAAAGACAAGCUGGUAUGGAGACAGAAGGCUCAGUACCUUCAGCACAAGCAGAACAAGGCGGAGGCCACCACGGUGAAGCGCAGCACCUCCACCGACACCAAGAGCAAAGGGGCCCUGAAGAGUGUGGGCGGGGCCACGGGCCUGGGGUCCCCCUCCAGGGGCUCCGCCGCCGGCCUGUCGCUGUCCCCCGCCCGCAUCCCGGAGGUGGACCCCAUCGACGCCGCCGCACACCUGCAGCUGCUCGGGGAGUCGCUGUCCCUGAUUGGACACCGGCUACAGGAAACCGAGGGCAUGGUGGCGGUCUCGGGUAGCCUGUCUGUCCUCCUGGACUCCAUCCUGUGUGCCCUGGGGCCCCUGACCUGUCUCACCGCUCAGAUCCCUCAGCUCAAUGGCUGUCCUCGGAACGUCCUGUCCAACACACUGGACAACGUGGCCUACAUCAUGCCCGGCCUGUGAGGGCACCCCCACUAGCUUCAGUUGUCGGUCAAGACGAAGCUAGCUAACGUCGGUCGGCGGUCAAGACGAGGCUAGCCUCUAGCACUCAAGAGGACGCUCACUUAGCUUGGUUUUCACGAUGGUGCUAGUAUUUGUUAGCGGUGAAAGCUAAGCUAGCGUUCGAAAAACGCCAAAACAAAAAAACGUCCGUUAGCCAUGAUGACCGCUAGCGUCGGUUGGCGCCACCUGGUGGCCGAGCAGACAACCAGUUUGAGUACAAACGUCGUUCUUCUUGAAUGGCCAUCAAUACACAGGCUUUUAAUCAGGCCACGAAAGAAUAUGUGGAUAUUUUUUAGUUUUUAAAUAGUAUUUUUCAAAAAAGAAAUGUUCUUUUUGUAAUUGUUAUACUUUUAAAGGAAACCUAUUUUGCCUAGCUCUCCCUCGGCACGAAUGCUCGGUUUUACUGUUGUAAUAUGGUGUGUGUUUUCUUAAUGGGUGUGCCCACGUUUCUAUAAGUGUGUGUGUGUGUGUGUGUGUGUGUGUGUGUGUGUGUGUGUGUGUGUGUGUGUGUGUGUGUGUGUGUGUGUGUGUGUGUGUGUGUGUGUGUGUGUGUGUGUGUUAGUGUGUUGGGAUGCAGAAAGUGUUUGAUUGCCACUGUUACGACCAAGGCAGGUUUGUUGUGUACAAAGCGUGUAUGUUUAACAGUGUCAGAUGAUGGUCGCAGACCGGUUAUCUUUUCUACUUGUGUGUACAGAUACAGUUUGGACGGGGUCCGGGUAUUUUACUGGACAUCAACAUAAUAUAUUUCACAACUUAUUUUUCAUUCAUAUACUUGAUGCUAUGCUGUUAAAUAUUUGCUAUGACCUGAUGUUUGCAGCUUUUAAAUCCACCAAGGACUUUGCUCUGUUGAGCCUUUUAUGAGGAGCCUGUACAACACAACUACACACUGACUGUAAGAUACCCCAAAUACUGACAUUAAACACGUUUUUCAAGAAAAUGA
This is a messenger RNA of Gadus morhua (Atlantic cod), 3208 nucleotides long. It is a transcript of the gene hmgxb4a, whose product is annotated as HMG box domain containing 4a. The transcript has 12 exons. The coding region runs from base 349 to 2229 and encodes 626 amino acids. NCBI's taxonomy places the organism in Eukaryota, Metazoa, Chordata, Actinopteri, Gadiformes, Gadidae. The record is from RefSeq and is a predicted model, not a curated record.